AUGAUCCUUCGCUGUCAGAGUUGGCUGAGUUGGCGUAGGAACAAUUUUUUGAAUUUCUCCCAAAGAAUAUUCACCUGUGCCUUUCAUCCACUUCAGCAUCCCCUUCACGCCCGUGACUGCGUCCCGCGCGAUUAUGUUUUGCACUUCCCGCAGUUGCUGGUCGACGAGCGCGCGCAGGGCCUGGAGGUCGGCGGCGUGGGAGGCGGAGAAGAGGGAGUGGACGGAAUUUGUGAGGGUGGUGAAGGAUGUUUUGACUUGUUGGAGGAGGGCAUUUUCAAGUUGUUUAACGCUGUCCUCCGCAAUCCUCUGUGCCGAUCGAGCAGAUUUGUCGACCGCAUCGAUUGCUUCAUAUAA
This is a messenger RNA of Babesia ovata, 354 nucleotides long. Its product is annotated as probable polyketide synthase 1-like protein, putative. The transcript has a single exon. NCBI's taxonomy places the organism in Eukaryota, Apicomplexa, Aconoidasida, Piroplasmida, Babesiidae. The record is from RefSeq and is a predicted model, not a curated record. The coding region runs from base 1 to 354 and encodes 117 amino acids.